Brenthis ino (lesser marbled fritillary) is the source of this 2286-nucleotide messenger RNA. Lineage: Eukaryota; Metazoa; Arthropoda; Insecta; Lepidoptera; Nymphalidae. The record is from the annotation of a GenBank genome assembly.
AUGGCUCACAAAUGUUGGGAGACAUGGCUGAGUAUGGCUAUCAUAUCCCUCGUGACGACUACAACCAUAGCCGAUUUUACAACGGAAUGCCAAAGACCUUGUGACUGCAGGUGGCAAUCUGGAAAUAAAGCAGCAAUUUGCUCAAACUCAAGCCUUCGAAUAGUGCCAGCUAAUCUCAGCAGUGAUAUACAAAUACUCGAUCUAUCUAACAAUAAUUUACUACAGUUACACCAAGAAGCCUUUAAACGAGUGGGCUUGAGCAACUUAAAAAAACUUUUCUUAAGAGAUUGUAAUAUAGAAACUAUUCAUAAGGCAGCGUUCAUGACACUUGCCAUUAUGAUUGAGUUAGAUCUAUCAAAAAAUAGAAUACGAAAUCUUCAUGCAGAUACAUUCAAAGGCACUGAGAAACUAAGAUUAAUAAACUUGAGCAACAACUUUAUCGAUAAGUUAGAGGACGGUCUAUUCCGCAAUUUAAAGUUCCUUCAAAAAGUUGAGGUAAGCAAUAACAGAAUAGUCAGGAUCGGAACGAAGGCGUUCGUAAACUUGCCGCAGUUAAAGAUAUUGAGAAUAGACGGGAACAAUUUGAGCCAUAUGAAACCGGAAACUUUGAUGGCGUUAAGAAACUUAUCGGGUUUGGAUCUACACAACAAUCCUUGGAGAUGUGAUUGCAAUUUGCAAACGUUCAGAGACUGGGUGAUCAGUCACAAUUUGUACACGCCGCCGACCUCGUGUGCGGAACCCGCGUCCGUCCGUUCUAAACUUUGGAACGAAUUAGAUUCUUCGAACUUUGCCUGCCGGCCUACUAUAUUGGAGCCAGUGCCGGACGCGACUAUCAAAAGUUAUGAGGAAAACGUGACUCUGAUUUGCAAAGUCGUUGGAAACCCGAACCCAGAAGUUCUGUGGCGGUUCAAUGGCAAGACAAUUGAGCUGAGGUCUUUCGGUGAAAUAAGGUACAUAAUUUCUGAAAAUACAAUGGAUUUAAUAAGAUGGGUGAAUUUGACAAUACUUCAUACUAGAUAUAGUGAUAGAGGCAAUUACACUUGCGUUGCCGAAAAUCCUGGUGGUAAGGAUGAGAAAACAUUAACACUGGUUCUCUCAAAAUAUGGUGGGGCGGGAACGAUAGCCGGUAUGGAUGCCGACUCCUUUGCCAUUUUAGUGGGAUGUUUGACAUCUAUAGUUCUAAUUUUUGGAGCGGUGCUAGCUGUAUGCUACUUUACGACACAAAACGGUGAAUUGAAAAGACUGAUCAAAACGGACACUCGUUCUUCAAACGGAGAGGCAUUAAUAGAGGGCUCAGUCACCUCAGAAGCCGAAAAAGGUUGUAAGAUGGAUAUUAAUCCCGUGACUAAGCCGCCAAGAAAGUACGAGCCCCCGUCCCUCGCAAACGCUGCCUCAGAAAUGUUGGAGCUUAAUAAGACUUUACUGGAUAACGACACUGUUUUGGUUCCGAGUGAAGAGCACAAUCGACAAGAUAUCGAGCUACCUAAGAUAUCUAAAGACAUACUCUUAGAUCGCAUGCCUACAGACUCUCAGGCAUACCCACCAGACUUGUUGUCGUUUCCUCUACGACCUACUAGCCAGAUAUCUCCAGCAACUGGCGUAUCCACCCAAGAAAGACCUCUGGUAAUGGAAAGUCCAAAAUCUCCCACAUACAGUAUAUCUUCUAUCAACUCUGCAAUUUACAGCCGGCUUCAAAAUACCAGUUACCAAGAGAUGCCGCUAGUGACAACGAAAGGAUAUGUAACAUUACCUAGACGGCCAAGAUUAAGUUACCCCGAUAACACUCUAAGGCCGCAAGUGUUUUCUACUUUAAAUGGUGUUAUUCCAUAUUAUGAUAAUUUUAACAUGAAAUUAUUUGGCAAUGGUGCAAAUUAUUACAGUUUGAACAAAAGUGAAAUGGACUUAGGUCCAGUUAAUAAGUCAGGAUUUUUAGAUGCCAGUGAUGAACUGGAACCUGCUCCUUCCCCAGCACCUGGGACUCCUCAUGCAACUAUUCCAAGAAAUAGUUUAAGUUCACCAAAUAUUCAUAACCAACUUUUAAUGUUACAGGCUAUGUCCAAUAAACACAGUAUGAGAUCCUCAGAGCAAAGGCCUUUAAAAGUUACUCUGACAGAGAAUGAAAGUCUUUUGAAGGCUUCAAGCAGAGAGUUGAAAGGAUAUAGUGUAAAUGUUGCAAGUACAUUAGGUAAGACUAGAACGAUAUCGAAUCCGACACCGAAAACGCGAAAACGAACUGGGGAUGUGAAAGAGACAUUCAUAGAUGCUAUCGAAAAUGCCACUCAAGUG